Messenger RNA from Gossypium raimondii (Peruvian cotton), 1851 nucleotides. Its product is annotated as rho GTPase-activating protein 2. The record is from RefSeq and is a predicted model, not a curated record. Gene Ontology annotation, biological process: signal transduction. The coding region runs from base 92 to 1414 and encodes 440 amino acids. The transcript has 4 exons. NCBI's taxonomy places the organism in Eukaryota, Viridiplantae, Streptophyta, Magnoliopsida, Malvales, Malvaceae. Gene Ontology annotation, molecular function: GTPase activator activity.
ACUUAAAUGCAACACAACAAAUAACUCGUUACGAAAUUUAAAACCUCGUGAUUCUUAAGAGGGAGAGAGAAAUCCAAAGCCGAUUGAGAUAAUGACUGCUCCAGUAAUGGUGACCAAAGGAGGUGGCUGCGGUGGUGGUGGCAGUGGUAAGAAGCGACGAGCUAAGAACUCCGAGGAAGAGCAGCAGCAGAACCAGAUUUCCGUUGCGGCGUUGCUUUUAGCCGCUUUAAGGAAAUCCAUGGUGUCCUGUCGUGUUGAUGGAGAAGAUGAAGCGAUGCAUUCCGCCGUUAAUAACAUGGAAAUCGGGUGGCCAACCAACGUACGACACGUAAGCCAUGUUACCUUUGAUCGCUUCAAUGGGUUCUUGGGUCUUCCCCUUGAAUUCCAAGUUGAGGUACCGGGUCGGGUUCCAUCCGCUAGUGCGAGUGUGUUUGGGGUCUCAGCGGAAUCAAUGCAAUGCUCAUUGGAUCCAAAAGGGAACAGCGUCCCCACUAUACUGUUGCUGAUGCAGGAGCGGCUUUAUUCACAAGGAGGGCUUCAGGCAGAAGGGAUUUUCAGGAUAAAUCCUGAGAACAGCCAAGAGGAGCUUGUAAGAGAUCAGUUGAACCGUGGCAUUGUGCCAGAUAAUAUCGAUGUUCAUUGCCUUGCAGGCCUUAUCAAAGCCUGGUUCAGGGAGCUUCCUGCAGGUGUGUUGGAUGGACUUUCCCCAGAACAGGUUCUUCACUGCGAUAACGAAGAGGAGUGCGUUGAGCUCGUGAAGCAACUGAAGCCAACGGAAGCCGGAUUGCUCAAUUGGGCAGUCGACCUUAUGGCAGAUGUCGUGGAAGAGGAGGAAACGAACAAGAUGAAUGCAAGGAAUAUUGCUAUGGUUUUUGCACCAAAUAUGACUCAGAUGUCCGAUCCGUUGACGGCUCUGAUGCAUGCUGUUCAAGUAAUGAACUUGCUCAAGACCUUGAUCAUGAAAACGCUACGAGAACGAGAAGAGACCGCGAGUUCAUCUCGUUCAUUCGAUCAUCACACAGACGAGGAGUUCGAUUGUCGUAGUUUAGAUGAGAUGGAUAUGAGCUGCGAAGGGCCUAUAUCUGAUUACGAUAAUUCCCUUUACGGUAACUAUAGCGGAGAUGACGAGGAAGACGGAGUAGAGGCAUUCGGUGAAAUAGAGGAAUGCUUCUUGAGGCAACCGGAGGAUGAGAAUAACAAGGACGCCACCUAUAGUUUUCUGGAGAAACCAUCUGAUGAAUCACAUACUAGUACUCCUCCAGGAAGUUGGACGGGCUGCAAUCUCGAGUCCAGCAUUUCAUUUACCGAUAGCAAGAACGAGAAUUCGGGCUCAACUACAAGUGAUGGCGAGGACAAUGAUGGUGUGGAUAUGAUGGACAAACUAGUCGAGUCUACAACACUCAACGUUAUUUAGAACAAUACCGACAUCCUUUCGAUCACAGUUGCUUUGGUAAAUCGAUAAAGUUGGGUUUUGGUUGAAAUUCAGGUAGGGGAAGUAUUGGUUUUCUGGGGAUUGUUUGUUUGAAUCAUUGGUUCAGCAAGGGCUGAACUUUGUGGUGUGUUAGUGUUGUUUUCGGCAUGUCCCGGAAUUCUAACAUCGACUGGAUUAAGAUUGGAUAAAAUCGGGUCCGAUGUUAAUGUACUUGUAUAAUACAUCUAGGCAGAUGUGCAAAAUUAGGGAGUUAGAGGGAAAGGUGUAAUGUUUUAGAUAUGGUUGAUUUGUAGUGAAUAGGGGUCCAUCUAAAGUCAUUUAGAUUUGGUUGUGCACUAGCUAAUUUCAGUAUGUAAGUGUCUUAUAAUCUCCUUUCUAGCAAUCUAUAUGAUAAUAUAUGUUGUUGGGCUUUUUUUUUA